Molecule: messenger RNA, 921 nt
Organism: Haemonchus placei
Lineage: Eukaryota; Metazoa; Nematoda; Chromadorea; Rhabditida; Trichostrongylidae
Source: the annotation of a GenBank genome assembly
UGUGCAGGAAACCUUGUUCUUACUGAAAUUUUUAGACCAAUUCUGAUUUCCCGUAAAAUGUGGACGAUCGACGAUUUUGAUAUUGGGCGACCGCUUGGCAAGGGAAAAUUUGGCUCUGUUUUUCUCGCUCGUUAUAAGGCAGAGCGCACCAUUGUUGCACUAAAGGUCCUAUUCAAGGAGCAAAUUAGGAAACAUAAUGUUGUCCAUCAAGUAGUACGGGAAAUUGAAAUCCAGCAUCAUCUACUGCAUCCAAACAUUUUGCGAUUGAAAGGAUUCUUUCACGACAAACAACGCGUGUACAUUAUUUUGGAGUAUGCCGAAGCUGGAGAGUUAUAUACUCGUCUGAAGAAGAAAGGGAAGCUUGAAGAACCAGAAGCAGCUCGGUAUGUUCGUCAGCUUGCUGAUGCGCUCGCCUACUGCCACGAUAAGCAAGUAAUUCAUCGUGACAUAAAGCCGGAGAACAUACUUAUUGAUGGGAAAGGCAAUCUCAAGAUAGCAGACUUCGGAUGGGCAGUUGUUUCUGCCCACUCACGUCGUGAAACGAUUUGCGGAACCCUGGAUUAUUUGCCACCAGAGAUGAUCAGCGGACACACCCACGACUCCACCGUGGACAAUUGGGCUGUCGGUGUGUUGCUUUUCGAAAUGCUCGUUGGUCGUCCUCCUUUUGAAUAUCCUGAUCAAGCCGCAACAUUGCAAGCAAUUAUGAAGUGCAGAUUCGCUAUUCCUUCCUUUGUUAGUGCAGGACCCACCGAUCUGAUACGAAGGCUAGUCGUGAAGGAACCGUGUAUGAGGUUAUCCAUUGCUGGGAUUUUGGCCCAUCCAUGGAUAGUGACCAUGGCAAAAUUACCGAUUAUACAUAAACCUGAACCAACCGCAACAGCUUCAUCUGCUUCUCAAGUCACUCAAAGCUCUACCGAGUAG